GUAAAUGUGAACUGAAGCUCUUGGGGUUUGAACAUGGUCUCUGGAGACGGAGCUGCUCUAUUCUGAGAUCAUCAGAAUCACUAAAGCUGUAAAUGCAAAUCUGACUUUCAGCUCAAACUCACAGUUUCUCUGUUUGAUCGGUUAAACGCUCUGAACUGAAAGAGUUUCACUUCACUUGUGGUAGUUUACAAGACUUAUACAACUGCUCUGAGACUUAAGUGAGGAUCCAAAGGAAGUAUUUGUCGCACUGUGUGUACUUACUGUUGUACUUAUAUAGACAAUGAAUUGAUCAACAGCUGAUUGAAAUCAUUGAUGAGUCUGGGCAAAGGAUUAUGGGGAAUGGAGUCUGGGAGGAAAAGUUCCUGUGCCACUCUCUCCUGCUGCCUCACACCGUCAACAUCCAGAUUCCUCACCUUCUCUCUACCACCGUCUAGACUUCUCAACGCUACACCAUCCCUUCGGAGUGUCGCUGUCUCAUCGUCAUUGUUUGUUUAUGUACCAUCGCCAUAUCUUCUCAUUAAAAUCUUAAACUCGCUAUUGUUUCCAGACUGUCCUUUCAACAGCCGUUACAGAACAAUCUCACCCAUCAUGGAAGCAGCGAGCACCAAUACCCUCACCGACUUCAUGUUCCACAGUGUCAAAAGAAUGUAUCAGCAGCAGGAGAGUAUCUCGAACACCGUACGCACUGUCCAAGCGCUGGUGGCACAGGUGUCCGAGCUCACCCAGCAAAUCCAUCAGCUCACGUCUCCCACUGCGCCCAUCGCACCGCCUGCGCCGCCCGUUCCCCCGGGGAUUCCCCAGGACCACUUCCGGCCAGAGCCACGACUUCCGGCGCCGGAGAACUAUGCGGGUGAGCCAACCUUUUGUAGAACAUUUCUUAACAAAUGCUCGAUGCAUUUUGCUCUGCAGCCACGCACUUUCGCUACGGAGGAAUCCAAAGUAGCGUUCACGCUCACACUUCUCUCUGGCAAGUCUGCCUUAUGGGGAACGGCGGUGUGGGAGAAUCAACACCCGUGUUGUGCCUUGUUCCACCUCCUAUCGGAUGAGAUGAAGAGAGUCUUCAACCAGGCCACGACCGGCAUCGCCUCUUGGAACUCUGGCAAGGACCUUCAUCUGAUGGUCGUUAUCCGACCAUGUUCAGCAGGAGAUCUACCUCCUCGAGCUGCCCCCUACUCUCAACGAACUCAUUGACCUGGCGUUGCAGGUGGAGGCAAGGUUUAAUUGUCUGGGCCGCCAACACAGUCCUUCCAGGCUUCCCUUCUCUCCUGGUAGGGGGCGCUUGAGUCGAGAGAACAUGGUCGGUUCUGUCGACGAUCACAUGCUCAUGCAGGUGGGUAGAGCUCGGCUGUCCCGGAGGGAGAGGGAACGGCGGAGGUCCCAAGGACUAUGUUUAUACUGCGGAGGCUCUGACCAUAACAACUACUCUUGUCCGGUAAAAGAGUCAGCCCGAUAGUAAAUCUGAGGCUACUAUCAGGUGGGAUCUCUGCUGAGAAGUCCUCACCUCCAUCAUCGACCCUCCUUCCGGUGAGACUGCGGUGGAAGAAUCAACAUCAUGAAUGUCAAGCCCUUCUGGACUCCGGAGCCGAAGGUAAUUUCAUUGAUUCUUCACUUGCACAUCACCUGAACAUUC
Molecule: messenger RNA, 1630 nt
Organism: Carassius auratus (goldfish)
Lineage: Eukaryota; Metazoa; Chordata; Actinopteri; Cypriniformes; Cyprinidae
Exons: 2
Coding region: 313-1191 (292 amino acids)
Source: RefSeq, a predicted model, not a curated record